This is a messenger RNA of Penicillium macrosclerotiorum, 1167 nucleotides long. RefSeq names its product putative aminopeptidase (gene lap1). Gene Ontology annotation, molecular function: metalloexopeptidase activity. The transcript has 3 exons. Lineage: Eukaryota; Fungi; Ascomycota; Eurotiomycetes; Eurotiales; Aspergillaceae. The coding region runs from base 1 to 1167 and encodes 388 amino acids. Gene Ontology annotation, biological process: proteolysis. The record is from RefSeq and is a predicted model, not a curated record.
AUGAAGUUCUCCACCUCGGUCGCGCUCAGCGCCACCGCCUCAACUGUUUUGGCUGCGAUCAUUCCUCAACAGGCACCACUCGGCCCGUCGAUCGUUCAGAAUACGCAGCAAGCCAAGUGGUUGAUUGAAUUGGCGCCCUAUCAAACCCGAUGGGUGACCGAAGAGGAGAAGUGGGCGUUGAAAUUAGACGGCGUUAACUUCAUUGAUGUCACUGAUGAGUUCCAAUCUGGCUCCUAUGGCGCGCUCCACACCACUCGCGUCGUUCGCUAUCCCGUCGAGAUGAAGCACGUGCAGGAGGUCGAGCCGCUGACCAGCGACUUGUCCAAGAGCAACAUGAGGCAGAACCUGGAGGACUUUACGUCCUUCCAUACUCGCUACUACAAGUCUCAAACUGGCAUCGAAUCCGCCGAGUGGCUGUUUGGCCAGGUUACUCAGGUCGUCCACGACUCGGGUGCUGCCGAAUACGGGGCAACUGUCCAGCGCUUCGACCACCCGUGGGGCCAGUUCAGCAUUAUCGCACGCGUUCCCGGCCAGACCAACAAUACCGUUGUGCUGGGUGCCCAUCAGGAUAGCAUCAAUCUUUUCCUCCCCUCCAUUUUGGCAGCGCCCGGGGCCGACGACGACGGCAGUGGUACCGUCACCAUUUUGGAAGCGCUUCGGGCCCUGCUGCGGUCUGAAAUUAUUGCCCAGGGUCACGCUCAGAACACAAUCGAGUUCCACUGGUAUUCCGCCGAGGAGGGUGGUCUGCUGGGCUCGCAAGCCGUCUACUCACAGUACAAGAAAACCCAGCGCCAAGUCAAGGCCAUGCUGCAGCAAGAUAUGACGGGCUAUGUGCAGGGUACAUUGGACGCCGGCCAGAAGGAGUCGGUCGGAGUCAUUGUCGACUAUGUUGACCAGGGUCUCACCACGUUCAUUAAGGAGGUGAUUACUACCUACUGUGAUGUCCCCUAUGUCGAGACCAAGUGCGGCUACGCCUGUUCCGACCACGCCUCCGCCAGCCGCUUCGGCUACCCGUCUGCCUUCGUAAUCGAAUCUCAGUUUGAGAACUCAGACAAGAAGAUCCACACCACCGACGACCAGAUCAAGUACCUCAGCUUCGAUCACAUGCUGCAACACGCCAAGAUGAGCUUGGCGUUCGCCUACGAACUGGCGUUUGCACCAUUCUAA